Aspergillus candidus is the source of this 656-nucleotide messenger RNA. RefSeq lists its product as uncharacterized. NCBI's taxonomy places the organism in Eukaryota, Fungi, Ascomycota, Eurotiomycetes, Eurotiales, Aspergillaceae. The transcript has a single exon. The record is from RefSeq and is a predicted model, not a curated record. The coding region runs from base 171 to 611 and encodes 146 amino acids.
AUAAAAAAAAAAAAGGGAAAGUUCCUGAACAUCAAUCAAAGAGCAGCUAUGCAAUUGCUAGUAAUCAAUCCACGGUUCGCUUUUUUCCCCGGGAUCGGACCGACCUCGAAACGCCAACAUGAGGGAAUACUAAGAACUCUGCCAGAUAACCGUCACGAAAGAAAAAAGAAAUGAAAGAAAAGAAAACGGAAAAGAUUCAUAUACCUUCACUCAAGACCAGGACAACCGAAUGUGGUGACGGACGCCGCCGCCGAAUUUAUACAAGGCCAUGGAUCAACCCCCUGGGACUCCACGGUAGAUUCUCAACAACCAAACGGAUCAAAAGGAUAUCAUGUCGUGGCACCGACACCAUCGGUGCCACUGAAACGGUAGACACCGGCCGUCAAGACCGAGAUCCUCCAAACGAGGCCCUUCAAAUGAGGCCUCCAAACGGACCCUCAGACCAAGGCCCCGGGCCCCGCCGUCUGGAGGGACUUCCCACCACGAUGCUGGGACUGUGCUCGGCUCUGCGCGGCGGGAACUUUUUUUUUUGGUUUUUUGCAGGUAUCAUAGUUCAUAGUCUUCGAAACUUCAUCGUGUUUUUGCUUUUGCUGAUUAUCGCAACAUCGUGAGUGGGCCAAGAAUAAUACCAAAGCGAAUCAUGCUUUUUUUUUUUU